AUGAAGUCCGCCGCCGCUAGGAUCAUUUUUACUAUGACAUUAGGCACUGUCCUACCACACGUUUAUGCGUCAACUCCGACUGACGACUCCAGCAAUAUCAAUACGACUAUUGAAUCGAAGCUGCCUUGGGUUGAUGACAAUAAUGGCGAUUUCGGCGAGUGUACGGACACCCUCCGUCGUAUGUCUCCUCCGUCAGCCGAAACUGUUAAUAAGGUCUGCGGAACGCAGAGCUUCUGUGAGGAGUUUGACCCGGCCGAUUUAUCUGAGGACGACUCAAAGAAUUUGGCAGCAGUUUACGGCUUCGCAAGCGCCCAAGCAUGCUUUGAUGCCUACGAGCAGAACCCCGCGGCCUCCUCCCAGGACACCAAGCCUAAAUCCAAGCUACCGUGGGUUAGUAGCACUACUAGCGAUUAUGGCAAGUGUGUAGCCAUCCUCCGGCGUAUGCAUGAGGAGUCUCCUCCGUCAGGCGAAACUGUUAAUGAAGUCUGCGGAACGGAGGAAUUCUGUGAUGAGUUUGACCUGGCCAUUAUAUCUGAGGACGACUUAAAGAAAUUGGUAGAAUUUUACAGCUUCGAAAGCCCUCAAGAAUGCUUUGAUGCCCACGAGCAGAAGCCUACAUCCUCACAAUAA
Beauveria bassiana ARSEF 2860 is the source of this 630-nucleotide messenger RNA. RefSeq lists its product as uncharacterized. Lineage: Eukaryota; Fungi; Ascomycota; Sordariomycetes; Hypocreales; Cordycipitaceae. The transcript has a single exon. The coding region runs from base 1 to 630 and encodes 209 amino acids. The record is from RefSeq and is a predicted model, not a curated record.